AUGGAGUGGAGUGCUCGGUUAGGCACACUUUGCACAUCAUCCACUAAGGCGGCUCCAUUUCAGGCAUCACUUUGCACUCUCCUCUUCCUUACCACCUCACCAUCACAUCUAAAGGAGUGGAUAGUCUCAUCAUCGGUGACAAGCUCGUCACGCAAGCUACUACAAGAUGGAUCCUCCCGUGGAUGUGCCGACCAUUUAGCUAAGGCGGCGGAGCACCAGCUUCCGAUUCUCAAGCUGGCAACGAGAUCGGAAGUUGGUAACGUUGUCGGUUACCCGUCCGCCUCUGGCUGCGUUCUUAGCUUUUCAGGUGACGAGGAUUUGCUCGCACAGCUUGUCCAACUUGGGUGA
Messenger RNA from Eruca vesicaria subsp. sativa (arugula), 348 nucleotides. NCBI's taxonomy places the organism in Eukaryota, Viridiplantae, Streptophyta, Magnoliopsida, Brassicales, Brassicaceae. The record is from the annotation of a GenBank genome assembly.